Messenger RNA from Ceratosolen solmsi marchali, 2331 nucleotides. RefSeq lists its product as uncharacterized. The transcript has 6 exons. NCBI's taxonomy places the organism in Eukaryota, Metazoa, Arthropoda, Insecta, Hymenoptera, Agaonidae. Bases 383 to 2299 code for a protein of 638 amino acids. The record is from RefSeq and is a predicted model, not a curated record.
UAGCAUCGUUUUCAAUUAUUGCGGCUGCAUCGGAUGCAAUUCUAAGCUCAAAGAACUUGAGCGAACAGAUAACGUAACCAUAAAGGAUAAAAUAAACAUCGUUCGACUUCAACUUUCGAUACUUUGCGCUCGACGACCACUUCAAGUGUAAUUAUCAUCUGAUUAUAAUUGCAUUAUAUAUGUCAAGAUUUGUGUAACGCGCGUCAUCUCACAAUUAUUGGAUUUUUAUCCCUGCGUAAAAGAGAAUUAUAAAAUUCUAAAAGUUAUAAAAGCGCAACGAGACGAAAUGCUGAGGGACGAGUUUUCCAACGCUUAAUUAAACGUAUAACUAUUUUCUUCGUAAUUUUCAUUGAUAUUAAGCCUGUGAUUAAUUAUACGCAUAAUGUCGGGUGAGCCGAAUGUCAAAGGUUAUGCGCCUCUACCCCAGAGUAUUAGUAAUACCGACACUGAGGAUGACGACGAUGAGCAUCAUCACCACGUAGAUUCUGCCUCCAAGGACGACGAUCAAUCGAGAAUAAGUGAUACAACAACAAUUUGUCAAAAUGGAAGAUUUUAUCCCUUAGACGAAACAAAGAAUUUUGCAAACAGAACCAGAAAUGGAAGAAAUUCAUUUGGCUAUAGUAAUGAUAAUAUUCCAAUAAUGGUGCUAGAUGGACAAAACCAUGACGAUCUUUGGAAAAGGCAUGAUAUGUCACCAUUUCGAAGAUUCUGCUUAGUUGCAUCUGUAUUACUGUGUAUACUGACAAUAUUAGUUUUUUUAUAUAUACUACCGUGUGAUAAUUCCUCGAUAUGCCUAUCUGUGCCAGAACCAAAAACUUCGGUAUCAUGGGAUAAAACAUUGGAGGGAAUUGAAUUACAUGGAAAAAUUACAGUGAUUCGAGGCAGCCCGUACAAUCUUAUAUUUCUCCUUAGAGGUCAGCAAUUUGGCGAUAUAGGGUCAAAAGACGCAGCUAGAAAGCAACAAAUUCCUCCUGAAGGAGGUGCGGUGUUGUCUAUGCAGGCGACGGAUGGAAAGCCUUUGUGGUGGGUAGUCUUAAAACGAUUACCCACGGAUAUCAACUGUGAAAUACUCGAUACCGAUGCAUCUGGAAAGCCAGAUUGUCUUGUAUCUGGUCAGGGUGGUCUUUUAGUUAGCAUUGAACCAAUUGCUGGAACUAUUCAUUGGAACUCUGAAGUGUACACUUAUUCCAAUCUACCUUUGCUACUUUCUGAUCUAGAUUCUGAUGGAAUUAAUGAUCUUCUUAGCAUUGAGAUUGCAAAUUCUAGUCAAAAUCUUGUAAUUUUAACUGGAAAAGGAGGAAAAUUGCUAGGUCGACGGGACAUUCCUAACUGUGAAUCUGUUACAUUAAACAGUAUUGAUUCGUCCUUUCUUCUAUCUUACAUCUGCUAUAAUGCAAAUAAAAACUACUCGGCACAGACGAUGUCCCUAAAGAGCUUCGUCGAGAGCUUGAAUCUACCUCAAGGGCGUCGCAGACCAGGAAGUCUGACGAGGCCUCCGCCGACAGCAAACUACCCCAAUCGGACAACGGCCGACAUCUGGGACCUGACGCCCCAUCAUCGACUCUAUGUGCGCAACGUCGCCGGCGACAAUUGUCCUAGCGAGGACUGUCGGACGACUGUCAACCUGACCCUCCGACGUCCAGACGGCAACGAGAGUCGCAUUUGGGACCACUUGAGCACCUCGUCCUUCGUCACAAGGCCCGCGAUUCUCAAUACCUCGGGCCAGGCUUACACCACGGGUUUCGCUUUGAAAUUCUGGAACUGGACGUCCAAUGCCGACGGCAUCGAUGAUAAGGUACCUCACCGAUUCUAUUAUCAUUGUCCUGGGCACUGUCGAUCGAUCGUACGUGCCGGCGUUAACUGUCCAUUUGUAAUCAUUGGCAAUCGUUGUCAGUUUUUCUUUUCUCAAUCGAAUCUCGAUGAUAAAAUCGAUUAUUCCAAUGAUGACUCGGAUUAUAUUGAAAAAUGUGUCUCAGUGAAAAUUAUCUUCAAUUAUACCGUGAGCGACUCUCUGGUGUACCAGCAGAACCUCACGGAGCGCGUGAGCAUCGUCUAUGUGAAUAACACGGAGGUGCACGUGAUGAAUGCGAGCCAAAGCGACGUGGUGCAGCUGUGCCGUGGACUGGAUUGUCAGCCGAGUCUGCCGAGACAAUCGCGCUCCAUCGCCAUAACCGAUCUCAACGGGGAUGGUGUCAUGGAGCUCAUUAGUUAUAGGUCGACUUAUAAUGUCGCCGAGGGCAAGGACAAGUCGAGUCUCACCUCUAAGGUUCAGAUCGUCAAGCUGGAGGCCGUGUUCUGAAGUACCGGGGCCCGCGAUCCCCCCCCCCCCAC